AUGGAUCGGUUGGUGAAUACCGACUUACAAGAAUACAAGAGCCAUCUGUCGCGAGCGAAAAAGAGGAAAAUAGGAAGACUUAAGAGAGUAGCUCUUUCCAACAUUUACCGUAAUUGCGAAGUUACUACAGAUCGUUUAUCCUUACACGGCCGGGGACGGCGGGUAAACAGCAACACUUGGAUGGUGGACUCUCAAGAUAUUCGUUCAGUGAGUAUUCCCAAACUGAAGCCAAGCGUAUCUCAGUGGAUUGCAAAGCUCAUCUCGCAGGUACAGAACGAGACGAUGCCAGGUGUCGUUGUGAAAUUUCUGGCCUUUGUUGAAGAGGAAAUGAUGCAGCCUGAGAGGGUCCAGAGAGCUGACUGUCCACGGGUCCUUGAAUUCUUCCAUGAGUAUAUGGAUAAAGUAGUUCAGAGCAAAGAGCCUUCAUCAUAA
Molecule: messenger RNA, 432 nt
Organism: Fusarium mangiferae
Lineage: Eukaryota; Fungi; Ascomycota; Sordariomycetes; Hypocreales; Nectriaceae
Exons: 2
Coding region: 1-432 (143 amino acids)
Source: RefSeq, a predicted model, not a curated record